ACGUGGAACAGUUUGUCAUUCUCCGUUUGAUGCUUCUUCAUAUAUUUAUGAAACAUACAUGACAUAAUGACAGGUUUCAUACAAAGUAUCCAUAUACGAGAUGGAGAAUAUACUAAAAUUAUUUACACUAUGAUCAAAGAGCAACGAUAUACUGACAGCAUUCAUGUACUGACAGAUCUCCUGGCAUCUCAUCCUGACUCAAGACCAUGCUUGUCCUUACUGGCCCAUUGUUACUUUUACACCCAAGAUUUCAUCGCCGCGGCUGAUUGUUAUGAAAAACUGGUUCACUUGUGUCCAGAUGAAAAACUUUACAAGCUUUAUUAUGCACAAUCACUUCAUCAAGCUUGCUUGUUCCAAGAAGCAUGGAACGUAUGCUUAACGAUUGCUAACCAGUCGAAUUUAGAUACUCAAGUUAAAAAAUUACAAGCGGCUAUUAAAUAUGGACAAGAAGACAUUAUCGCUGUGAAAAAUCUUAUCGAUCAGUGUCCUGCUGAUGACAUUGAUACGGAAAUAAAUUUAGGUUGUCUUCUGUACAAAGAGGAGCAGUAUGAAAAAGCACUGAAAAAAUUUUUGAGCGCGCUUCAGAUUGCGGGAUUCAAACCGCACUUGUCUUAUAAUGUCGCUCUGUGUUAUUAUAAAUUAAGAGAAUAUUCAGCAUCUUUGAAACACAUCGCGGACAUUAUUGAGCAAGGAAUUAGAGAACAUCCAGAGCUGAGUGUUGGAGUAACGACUGAAGGAAUUGAAGUCCGGAGUGUUGGUAACACGUUGACUUUACAUGAGACUGCUUUGACUGAAGCUUUUAAUUUGAAAGCGGCUAUAGAAUAUCAACUGAAAAAUUACGACGCAGCCAAAGAGGCUCUCACGGACAUGCCACCCAGAUCGGAAGAGGAACUGGAUGCUGUGACAUUGCACAACCAGGCGCUAAUUAACAUGGACACUAAACCAAAUGAAGGAUUUGAAAAACUACAAUUUUUGCUCCAGCAAAAUCCAUUCCCGCCUGAAACGUUUGCUAAUUUACUUCUGUUGUACUGCAAGUUUCAAUACUACGAUCUUGCAGCUGAUGUCCUAGCAGAAAAUGUUCACUUGACUUACAAGUACCUGACUCCGUAUCUGUACGAUUUCUUGGACGCUUUAAUAACUCAGCAGACGGCGCCCGAAGAAGCUUACAGGAAACUAGAUGAUCUUGCCAACAAACAUUGCGAGACUUUGAGAAAAUUAGCAAAGCAAGUCCAGGAAGCGCGACUCAAUCACGACGACAAUGCUGUCAAAAAAACUGUCAAUGAAUACGACGAAACGUUAGAACGUUACAUUCCUGUUUUAAUGUCACAGGCUAAAAUUUACUGGGACCUGGAGAAUUAUGUCCAGGUUGAAAAAAUUUUUCGCAUGAGCGCUGACUUCUGUAACGACCACGACGUCUGGAGACUGAACGUGGCCCACACUCUUUUCAUGCAGGAAAAUAAAUUCAAAGAAGCCACCGGUUUUUACGAGCCGAUUGUCAAAAAAAAAUAUGACAGCAUCCUAGAUGUGAGCGCGAUAGUUCUUGCGAACUUAUGCGUAAGCUACAUAAUGACGACGCAGAAUGCCGAGGCCGAGGAGCUGAUGAAAAAAAUCGAAAAAGAAGAAGAAACAGUUGCCUUUGAAGAGCAAGACAAAAAAUUAUUCCAUUUGUGUAUCGUUAACAUGGUGAUUGGUACACUUUAUUGUGCUAAAGGCAACUACGAGUUUGGAAUAUCGAGAGUGAUGAAGAGUCUGGAGCCUUACAACAAAAAAUUAGGCACUGACACCUGGUUUUAUGCCAAGAGAUGUUUCCUGUCGCUUCUUGAACAGCUGGCCAAGCAGCUCGUUGUCCUAAAAGACUUUACCAUUCAAGAAUGUAUUCAAUUUCUUGAGCACUGUGAAGCGUAUGGUAAAGAUGUCUCGACGAUAAUUGACCAGCCAUAUGACAUCAAUGAACUCCCGUUGAUUCCUGAUGCGAAACAUACUGUCACAUAUGAAGCGCGAUUUUUGAAAGCGCUGUUUCUAAAAAUACAAAUGUCUUAAUCUCAAUUAAGUAUUUAUUUAUUUUAACAAAUGACUAAUUUAAUUUAUCAUCAGUGUAAUUAUUA
Molecule: messenger RNA, 2105 nt
Organism: Microplitis demolitor
Lineage: Eukaryota; Metazoa; Arthropoda; Insecta; Hymenoptera; Braconidae
Gene: Ttc30
Product: tetratricopeptide repeat protein 30A
Exons: 7
Coding region: 67-2040 (657 amino acids)
Biological process (GO): intraciliary transport
Cellular component (GO): axonemal microtubule; intraciliary transport particle B
Molecular function (GO): intraciliary transport particle B binding; protein binding
Source: RefSeq, a predicted model, not a curated record